Molecule: messenger RNA, 5606 nt
Organism: Varanus komodoensis (Komodo dragon)
Lineage: Eukaryota; Metazoa; Chordata; Lepidosauria; Squamata; Varanidae
Product: zinc finger protein 585A-like
Exons: 6
Coding region: 140-3784 (1214 amino acids)
Biological process (GO): regulation of DNA-templated transcription
Molecular function (GO): RNA polymerase II cis-regulatory region sequence-specific DNA binding; DNA-binding transcription factor activity, RNA polymerase II-specific
Source: RefSeq, a predicted model, not a curated record
GGGAAUUGGGCGAAAGGGUCGCCUCCGUCUUCCUCCCCUUCCUGUCCUGCACCCUUCCUUUCUCGGUGAGAAACUGUCCUUUGUAUGCUUCCCCAUCCUUGGAGCCGCGGCGGCGUUGCGAGAUGGCUUAAAAGUUGAAAUGCAGAGGCCGAGAAGAGAAGCUCAGGUGCAGCCAACAAGAUCAAGAAUGGCGGAAUAUAACCUGCUGGGGUCGGGGUCAAGAGAGAACCGAAGCGAAAGAGAGCCCCGUGUUUUCAAGGCAGCUCUGCGUGGGGCAGUGUCACCCCAUAACAAGCAGGAAGUGGAGCGGCAGCGGUGCCAGAAAAAGGACCCAAAGGGAGCACAGUCUCCCUACUCCGUUUGGAGGCCUUCGCGGCUAUUUGAGCCUGUCUCAAAAGAGGACAUGAAGGAAUUUAAGGCUUCUUUUCGUACAGUAAAAGACACCAGCUGGUUGCCCAGAGGAGAGCGCGGCGUGGGGACGCCUACAUUUCCGGGCCUGGGUGGGAAAGCCCACGAGACUUAUGAAAGCUCAGAAUGUUCCGGAGCAUCGAAGGGCCCAGUCCUGGACAAGGACGCUGCUGACUGCUUGGAGAUCAAGCGCCAGCACUUCCGGCACUUCUGCUACCAGGAGAUCGAGGGCCCCCGAGCGAUUCUGAGCGAACUGCAGGAGCUGUGCCGCCAGUGGCUAGUGCCGGAGCGGCACAGCAAGGAGCAGAUUGUGGACCUGGUGAUCCUGGAGCAGUUCCUGACCAUCCUGCCCCUGGAGAUGCAGAUCUGGGUCUGCAAGAGUGGCCCGGCCUCCUGUGCCCAGGCUCUAGCCCUGGCCGAAAGCUUCCUCCUGAGGCUGCAGGAAGCCGAGAGCCACGAAGAGAAGGCAUCUGGACUUCCGGGAGAGGCGUUUGUUAAUUCCCCCUCAUCAGAGCAGGAACCAUCGGACAUGGUGGAGAGCUGCAUCUCCUCGGAGGAAGAGGAGGAGGAGGAGGAUGCUGACUCACUUGGUAGGGCAGACCUUCUGAGUACCGGGUUCAAGGCUAAGCAGGUCCAAGGAGAACACGAAGAGCAGAUGCGAGGAAACACGGAGAAGGAGGUACUUCCGGAAAUACCUGGCCCUACAGAAUGGGGACUGUCUUUGGAAAGAACCGAAGGGAAGUGCUUUCAGGCCCCCGAGGCGGAAGAGGUGUUUGGGAGCCACCAGGAAAACAAUCCAGGGAAGGGUACGAAAGAGUCCUUCCGUUCUGUCAAAAGUGAUAAAGGCUUGCGCAAAAGGAACUUCCAAGACGGAGCCCUCAGUCAGAAGAAGAAGAGGACGUCCAGUGCCAAAAACGGCCUCUCUCAGAACUUCGGCUUCCUGAAGAACCGGAAAGGGCAAGCGGCAGAGAAACCGCGGCGAUGCACGCUGUGUGGCGAGCGCGUCCACAAGAAGUCGUGCGCCGCGGUCCGUGAGAGAGCCCCCGGAGGAGAGCAGCCAUGCAAAUUUCCGUCGCGUGGUGGCGAAUUGUCCGGCCGCGCAGCCACGCUGAGGCGUGACAAAGGCUCACCCGAAGUCCCAGAGGGGGGCUGCCGUUGCAAGUCCAAAAAGAGGGGCGACGACUGCGGUCAGUUCCUUCACCUGAGUUCUGACCGCUGGAGGACACAGAAGGGAGAAAAGCCGUCCAAAGGGGCAGCUUGUGGGGAACGGGUCUUGUGGGGCAGCUCCCUUGGCGCCACCGAGGAAACUGACCAUGGGGGCAAGCCGCACCAGUGCUUUGAGUGCGGCAAACGGUUCAGCCAGAAGGGAAACCUCAACAUACAUAAGAAGACCCACACGGGGGAGAAACCCUAUCCCUGCUCCGAGUGCGGGAAGCGCUUUGUGACAAACUCUCGGCUGCUCACACACAAACGGGUGCACACCGGUGAGAAGCCCUACAACUGUUCGUAUUGCGGCAACAACUUCAGCCAGCUGGCACACCUGGUCCAACACCAGAGGAGACACACGGGCGAGAAGCCCUACAGUUGCCCCUACUGUGGCAAGAGCUUCAGCGUCAAAGCCAACCUCAUUACGCACCAGCGCACCCACACGGGGGAGAAGCCCUACAAGUGCUCCGAGUGUCCGAAAAGCUUCGUCUCCAGCUCCGACCUCAAAAAACAUAAAAGGGUACACACAGGGCAGAGGACCCACCUGGGAGGAAAAUCAUACAUCUGCUCCGAGUGUGGGAAAAGUUUUGGUUGGAGAACAAACCUGGUUAAGCACAAGAGAAUCCACACAGGGGAAAAGCCGUACCAUUGUAGCAACUGCGGCAAAAGCUUCAAUGCGAAAUCCACCCUCAUUAAACACGAGAGGUCCCACACUGGAGAGAAGCCAUACGGAUGCCCAGAGUGUGGGAAAGCCUUUGGGGAAAAGGGGAUUCUCGUGAAGCAUCUCAGGAUCCACACGGGAGAAAAACCACACAAAUGCACGGAUUGCGGCAAGAGCUUUAUCGAGAGGGGUGCUCUGAUUAAACACGAGAGGACUCACACAGGAGAGAAGCCGUAUGAGUGCUCCGACUGUGGAAAGACCUUCCGGAUCAGCUGCCAUCUUAAGCUCCACAAAAGGACGCAUACAGGAGAGAAGCCUCACAGGUGCCUGGACUGCGGCAAAAGCUUCAGUGAGAGAGCCUCGCUCGUCAAGCACGAGAGAACUCACACGGGAGAGAAGCCAUACGGGUGCUCCGAAUGCGGGAAGAGCUUCCGGAUCAGCUUUCAGCUUGUGAUACACAAAAGGACGCACACCGGCGAGAAGCCGCACGAGUGCCCCGACUGUGGCAACAGCUUCCGGGAGAUCGCGUCUCUCAUUAAACACAAGAGGACUCACACCGGGGAGAAGCCGUACGGGUGCUCUGAGUGUGAGAAGAGCUUCCGGACCAGCUUCCAGCUGAAGACACACCGGAGGACGCACACAGGGGAGAAGCCGUAUCAGUGCCUGGACUGCGGUCAAACCUUCAGCCAGCGAUCGCGCCUCGUUAUACACGAGCGGGCCCAUACGGGGGAGAGGCCGUACGGCUGCUCCGAGUGUGGAAAGCACUUUGUCUCUAGCUCCCACCUGCGGAAACAUGCCGUUGUGCACACAGGAGAGAAGCCCCACAAAUGUUCCCACUGCGAGAAGAGCUUCAGUAAGAAAUCCAACCUUGUUGUACACGAGAGGAUUCAUACUGGGGAGAAACCCUACAAAUGCUUAGUGUGCGAGAAAAGGUUCUGCAGUUCCUCUGCAAACCUUGUUGUUCAUGAGAGAACCCACACAGGAGAGAAGCCAUAUGCAUGCUUGGACUGCGGCAAGAGCUUCAACCGGAAGUCAACACUUGUCAGGCACAAGAGGAUGCACACGGGGGAAAAGCCAUAUGAGUGUGCUGAGUGUGGAAGGUGCUUCAGCAUCCGAUGCAACCUUAUUAAUCAUGAGAGAAUCCACACAGGUGAGAAGCCUUACAGCUGCUCUGACUGCGGGCAGAACUUCAGCCGGAGGCUGCAGCUUGUCAUACACCGGAGGACCCACACAGGAGAGACCCCUUACAGGUGUGCCCAGUGUGGAAAAUGCUUCACACGACGCUCUUCUCUCUUGACACAUGAGAGGAUCCACACGGGAGAGAAACCGAACACGUGCACAGAUUGCGGAAAAAGUUUCAUCCAGAAAGGAUAUCUCCUUAUACACAGGAGAAUCCACACAGGAGAGAGACCCUAUAAAUGUUCGUCUUGUGAGCAGAGGUUUCUUAAUCGAAGUGAUCUGCGCAGACAUGAGAAAAUCCAUGCAGGAAGUAAUCCCUCUGAAUGCUAGGAAGAGGCCAUGUGGCAUUGAUACCAACUAAUUUGCUUCUCCAGUGGCAAUGCUUUUUUGAAAAAUAUAAAUGAGUAAUUUAAUUUUUUAUAACAUUGACUCUUUAUAACAGCCUUCCCAAGCGGAUGCCUUCCAGAUGCAUUGGAUUACAACUUCCGGCAUCCCCCUGGGUAGCAUAGCUGUUAUAGUCCAUCACAUAUGGAGAGCAGCACCUUGGAGAAGGCUAUUUAUGGAAAAGUAAUAUACAAGUAAAUAAGAAGGGGCAAACCACAAACCUUUACUGUGAUAUUGAAGAGGGUUGGUUAGUACACUUUGGCAACCCCCAUUGGGCUGAAACUUUGGGGGGCUUUGUCAUGUAGGAAAAAGAUGAUUAGGAAAAACAUAAUAGAAGUUUAUGAAAUUAUGCUUGGUGUGGAAAAGUGAUGUUUUUCUCCCUUUGUUGUAAGCAAUGGAACAUGUGAUUGCUUAAAGGAAUGGUGGUCCUGUAGAUUCAGAUAAAAGAACAGCAAAGUGGCAAUGGGCAUUGGUUUGGCUGCAGACUUCCAAAUAAGGCUCCACCAGGUGGUUUCCAGUUGCAUCCUCAGAUCAUCCUCCUACAGCUGCAGGGAUAGAGAAACUAAAUGUAGCCUCUAGGUUCAGACGCAGUGACCUGGCUUGUCUACAUAAUGCUAACCAGUGGUUUAUUUAACCCACAGAUAGCCCAAGGUUUGUUCUAACUAAGGUUUAUUUGGCAGAUAAUCAAAACUGUAGCCUGUUUCCUCUAUUCCUGGAUUUUUUUUCUGUUUGUUCCUCCACCUUAUAUCCCAAAUGCCUUUGUGUUGCUGUAGUAUUAGUAAGCUGAGUGCCUUUUUUUAUCGCUCUUGCCCACCGAACAUCCCAUGAAGAGCACAUGAUUCUAGGUUCAAACAUAACUGCAACCCGUGAUUUAAGCAACCCAUUUUACAACUUAACAAAUCAUGGGUUCUCUUUCUGAAUUGUUCAUGGUUAACAAACUAUGGUUUGUUACCAUGGCUGGCUUCGCACCUCAUGGCCCUAAUCCAUGGGUUAUAUAUAAGCCCUGAGAUAGUUUCAUUUGUCAACUAGGCCAUUGUGUCUUUGAAUAUUGGUUGCUAGGAAGGAAAGCAAAUGGUAGGAAAAGACUGCUGCCUUCUACCCCACUUACUGGGGCUGGCUGCUCUUAGAAAUAGGAAAAUAGAUUAAGAUGUACUUUGGGGGGCUGAUCCAACUGGGUUCUUGUUAUCUGAUGUAUUUCUUUCCUCAUAUCCUCUUAUUUAGAGGAUAAGCCAAAUAAAAGAAGUGAGGAAGUAGCCUUCCAGGUGUUAUGGAUCACCCAUCAGCUACAGCCAGCAUGGUGAACACUCAGGGUGAUUGGAAUUGUAGUUGAAUAACAUCUGAAAGGUGACUGCUCCACCACUUUAGUACUAAGACAACAAUUAAAAAUAGCAUCAUAAUAAAUCUGAAAAUUGCAGGGGGAAUGUUAAUAAAUCUUGAUUGUGGUAUUAACACAGCAUGGAAACCAACAGCUAUAGCAGAAAAGUAGAAGCAGAAAUAAUGGCAUUUGUUCUGAGCUUCUUUAUAUCAUAAGGCAGAGGUGAGCAAUUUGUGACUUUCCAGAUAUUUUGACCCCUAACUCCCAUCUACCCUGGCCAGUGGGAAGGAAGUAUAGAAAUAUUUGGAGGGUCACAAGCUGUGCUUUCUUACUUAACGUUAUUCCUCCUCUCAACCACAUUGUUGUUUCUGUAUAUUUUUGCUGAAGCCUAAUUAAGGCUGUUGUAAAAAAAAGUUUCAUGAAAAGGUUUCAAUAAAACGUUUUUAAACCAAA